AUGUUUCUCGUGCUGCUAACGACCCUUCUGGGCAUCGCGAUCUCGUGGAUGGUGGUCACUAUCGUACGGAAUCGCGCUGCAGCGGCCAAACUAAGAAACCUGCUGCCAAACUUCACGUGCAUACCGUCCGUUCCGGUGCUCGGUUCGGCGUACCACUUCAAAGACCCGACACCUGAGGGCAUCUUCAAGACGUUCUCCAAUUUUCAUCGGUUGUACGGGCGGAAUCUCAUCACCGAGGGGCUGUUUAAUCAACCCUCCUUGCAGAUCUGUGACCCGAAGGUGAUCGAGCAGGUUAUGCAAGCGCGCACGAUCGAGAAAACGAUCAUCUACGACUUCAUGGUACCGUGGCUCGGCACCGGGCUGGUCAUAUCAACAGGCUCAAAGUGGGCCCAACGGCGAAAGAUCAUCACGCCCACGUUUCAUUUCAAAAUCCUGGAGGACUUUCUCGUGGUAAUGAACCACCAUGCGGACGUUCUCAUGCGAAAGCUGGAGAAGCAUGCAGGAGGUGGUGAUUUCGAUGUCUACGAGAACGUGACCUACUGCGCGUUGGACAUUAUCUCCGAGUCUGCCAUGGGGGUGAAGCUGAACACGCAGCAUCAGCCCCACUCUGAGUACGUCCAGGCGGUCAAAGAGAUCUCAGACAUCAUCUUCAAGCGGCUGUUUUCGUUGCUACGCGAGUACAAGUGGACGUUUCAGUUCACCAAAGCACACCGGCGCCAGGAGGAACUGGUCAAGGUGGUACACGGAUUCGCUCACCAAGUCAUCAGCGAGCGAAAAAAGCAACUGCAGGACGAACGCGAGCAGCAGCGCACGCAGGAGCAGCUUCAGGAGAACGAUGUGUAUGAAAAACGGCGCAUGACCCUGCUCGAUCUGCUGCUGAAUGUCACGAUCGACGAUAAACCGCUGUCGGAUUCAGACAUCCGGGAGGAAGUGGACACGUUCAUGUUUGCCGGUCACGACACGACCACGUCGUGUAUCAGCUUUGCAGCGUAUUAUCUCUCGCAGGAUCCUGUCAUCCAGGAGCGCGUGUACGACGAGAUACAGGCGAUCGUUGGUCCGGAUGCAAAGAGCCAAGAGCUGACGUAUGGCACGCUGCAAGAGCUGAAGUAUCUCGAGAUGGUGGUUAAGGAAACGCUUCGAAUCAAUCCCUCUGUGCCGAUCAUGGGUCGUCGAUCGGCCGGGGAUAUGAUCAUCGACGGAGUAACCAUACCGAAGGGUAUCGAUUUUGGUAUCUUCAUCUACGCACUCCACAACGAUCCCGUGCUGUAUCCGGAACCCGAGCGUUUCGAUCCGGAGCGGUUUAGCGAGGAUGCAUCGGCCCAGCGGCAACCAUACAGCUACAUCCCGUUCAGUGCCGGAUCGCGAAACUGCAUCGGUCAGCGGUAUGCCAUGCUGGAGAUAAAGGCAAUCCUUGUCAAACUGGUGGCCAACUUUCGGCUGCUACCGUGUGAAAAAGCCAACCAACUGCGCAUCAAGACCGACAUGACGUUGAAGCCCGUGAACGGAGCGUUCGUAAAAGUUGUCCGACGAUAAGCCAAGGAUAGAGCAGCAUGCGUUUCUCGUAAACCAGCGUCGAUAAGAUAAGCCCGCCUAAAGAAUGGCUGACAAAACAGCACAGGAUCGGCAAAUCCAUCCAUUAUCGGUUGAUGUGAUAAUUUUACCAUUUUC
Molecule: messenger RNA, 1668 nt
Organism: Anopheles nili
Lineage: Eukaryota; Metazoa; Arthropoda; Insecta; Diptera; Culicidae
Product: probable cytochrome P450 4d14
Exons: 2
Coding region: 1-1533 (510 amino acids)
Molecular function (GO): oxidoreductase activity, acting on paired donors, with incorporation or reduction of molecular oxygen; heme binding; iron ion binding
Source: RefSeq, a predicted model, not a curated record